AUGGGUGCAUACUUCUCGAAGGCCGAUGGUACUGCGUUCGGUAUUCGUGAACCGGACGAGCAAGCGCUGAAGAUGUAUAUGGUAUCGACUAUCACCCUCUUAAAAGAUUACCGCCACCCGUCUCAUCCCAUAGCAUGUCUUCUGUUCAGGAAUACCAUGGAACGGCGGCUGGGAGUAAUUGAGAAGGUCAUGAAGGCUCGCGACGCUGAUCCACGAGAUAUUUUCGCCGUAACCCGGACGCUACGUGCACAGAUCUUCGCCCUAGAUGUCUCGACUGCUAUCGUGAAUGAACUUGAGCCGAAUGGAGGGAUACGCGGACUUGAACACAGCCCUGUCAAUUCCCAGGAAGAGCAUCCUUCGUUCUACACCGCUUCAGGAGUGGAAAUUCCACUUCCGGGCUUCGCCGCGAUAUACGCGCAACAGCACGAAUACGACCCCAACGUUCAUGGCCAAGACGACAACUACACGCCGGGGGCUGUGGUGAUGCUAUCUUACGCUAGCGACGACGAUGCGUAUCAUGAGGAUAUCCAAGCUCUUCAUGCGUGGGAUCCCACCUUCUAUGACCGAGGCGUCGAGGCAACUCCAAAGCAGCGGGCCGACGCGUGGAUCGAGUUCAAGAAUGAUGUCAAGGCCGAGUGGGAAGCCAUGAACCCAGGCGGGGAUUGGAAAGAAGACCAUGACGAGGCCGAAGAAGAAGCCGAAGAAGAGGCUCGCGCAGAUCAGACCAAAGGGUCACCUGGAGUAGUGAUCGAGGAAAUCACGGAAGAAGAUUCUGAUGACGAGCGCUGUGAUGGUGAUCGCACUAUCCAUGAAAGUAUCCAAUUUGUCCACCGACUACUCGAAGAAGGGCUCCAGAAGAGGGUACCUGACGCCGAUCGCGACGUGACGGCAGUUAUGCUCCAGGCGUAUCUCGAAGGAGAGGGUCGCGCUCAGCUAUUCUCAUUAGCUUUAUCAGCUUACAAGUUGUUUGAAGCCCGCGACUCUUUGUUGAUGUAG
Alternaria novae-zelandiae is the source of this 996-nucleotide messenger RNA. RefSeq lists its product as uncharacterized. Lineage: Eukaryota; Fungi; Ascomycota; Dothideomycetes; Pleosporales; Pleosporaceae. The coding region runs from base 1 to 996 and encodes 331 amino acids. The record is from RefSeq and is a predicted model, not a curated record. The transcript has a single exon.